ACUAUGAGAGUGGUUAGGAUUGAGCAUUCUGGGGUGGAUACCUCUUUGCCAGCCAUGCGGAAGGCAUUAACAGUGGUCCAGUGGGGUCUUCUGCUUGUGCUUUCAGUUGUCAUUUAUGGCUCCCAUGCACCUCUUAUCACUUUAUGUAAAACUGGCGGUCUGGUCCCAUUUAGCUCUUCCGCCAUUGUCAUUUGCAUUGAACUUUGUAAACUUCUGAUUUCAGUUGUGCUGCUGAUGAUAAUGCAGGACUUCCAUUUUUUGCAUGUUGUUUCUUGGCAGGCAGUAGUUCCAUAUGCUGUGCCAGCAAUACUGUAUGCUGUUAAUAAUAAUCUGGUUGUCCACAUGCAACACUUCAUGGACCCUACCACCUACCAGGUCCUAAGCAACCUCAAGAUUGGCUGCACUGCACUACUCUAUAGUGGAUUCUUACACAGAAGGCUGUCUUUGCGAAAGUGGGUUGCUGUUUUCCUACUUAUGGUAGCUGGGGCUUGUCACACUUAUGGUGGUGUCCAAGACCAUCAGAAGCCACUUUUGGAAACCCAGUUGCACAUUACACCACUGGGUGUCUUGAUGGUACUGUUCUACUCAUUUGUAUCUGGCCUUUCUGCUGUGUACACAGAAGUUAUUCUGAAAACCCAAAAGCUUCCUUUAAAUCUCCAAAAUUUGUUUUUGUACUUCUUUGGUGUCCUUUUUAAUUUGGGGGCUUACGGGUUUAGCUAUGAGCAUGCACAUUUCUUUGAGGGAUUCUCCAUUUGGGUAGUUGUGAUCAUCCUUACUCAGGCAUUGAAUGGGUUGUUAAUGUCUGUGGUGAUGAAGCACAGUAACAACAUCACCAGACUGUUUGUAAUCUCUUGCUCCAUGCUUGUAAAUGCAAUACUGUCAGUGCUUUUGUUCCAGCUACAGCUGACCCCCCUGUUUUUCUUGGCUGCUUGUUUGAUUGGUGUUGCUGGUCACCUCUGUUAUCAAGUGUAAUAGUCCAGUGGAUCCCUGUAACCGUAAGCUGUGAAUCACACAGCUAAUGGCCAGAGAUUUCUGGGUGGCAGUUGUUACAUGGAUGAAGAUAACAUCUUAGUCAGGCCUAUUGUAAGUUUGUUCCAUUUUCUUAAAAAUAUUUUCUAGCUUUCACUUUUGUUAAAGUUCAGUAAUUCAGCUGAUUUUAAGUGCAGGUUGCUUUCCGUUUGUACCAACUCAGCUAAUUAUGUAUCUGACUCUUUUAAUGUUUUAAUUGUGAUUAAAGCUGCACAUGUGUCUAGUAAAAUCUCUGAUCUCGAUGCCUAAUGUGAGCAAUUAGUCAUGUUUGAUUUUAUAACCAGAAACUUCCAUAUGGGAAUGUCCUUAGAUUUUGAAAGACCCCCUUACUAGCUGUAACAAGGUCUGUGACUAUUGAGCAGUUUUUGUCAGUAGUAGGGAUUUGUGAAGCAGAAAUGACAGUGGUUAUUUGACUUGCUUUAUGGCUUUCUUCAGGUCAGUAUUUUCCCUGUUGUGCUGUUUACUCUGCCAUUGUGUUCAUCUCUACCACACUUAUUAAUCUUUUUCUGUAGUUCUGUACUGCCGUUAAUCACCUCCUACUAUCUACAUUGUUGCCACCUCCCAUCCCCCAUAAUGGGGGAAGCUCAGUGGGGCAGUGAGUAAAGUUGUCAUUUCACAAGUGGCUGGAAUUCUUCUGUGCAGAUAUGCAUAUCCUUCCUGUGUCCGUGUGGGCGUUUUUUCAUCUAAGAGUGUGUGCGCGUGUGCUGGAGUGUAGUAAAUGUUUUAUGAUAAGCCAUCACCGUGUCCAGAGCAGGCUUCACAACUUGGCACCAACUGGCUGAUGGAAUAAGCUCCAGCAUCUCCUCAGCCUUGUAAAGGAUAAAGCAAAUUAUGUGAAGUUAAAUGGAACACAUUUUACAUCCAUUGCAUGUAAUACUCUUCUUUGUGGGAUAAUCUGUGACUUUGAGUUUGCUGUUUAACAGUGUCUU
Molecule: messenger RNA, 1958 nt
Organism: Protopterus annectens (West African lungfish)
Lineage: Eukaryota; Metazoa; Chordata; Ceratodontiformes; Protopteridae
Product: probable UDP-sugar transporter protein SLC35A4
Exons: 1
Coding region: 4-972 (322 amino acids)
Biological process (GO): pyrimidine nucleotide-sugar transmembrane transport
Cellular component (GO): Golgi membrane
Molecular function (GO): pyrimidine nucleotide-sugar transmembrane transporter activity
Source: RefSeq, a predicted model, not a curated record